AUGAUUUAUUCGCAUCAUCCAGCAUUGACGGAUAAUCUAGCAGAAAUAGUUGAAUAUUUCGGUACAAUAACUGCAGAUCCGCAGAAUUCCUCUGCUACUGUUGUGGUAAACGAUCCGACUGGGCUAGAAAUACCACAAGUCAACAUAAAGCAAAUUAAGAAUACGAGCGACGAAUCUGUUUGGGGUGUUCUUACCGACUAUAAACUAGGAUGCGACUCGUCGCCAGCAAAUAUAACCAGCAAAUUGAAAUCAAAGUAUGUUGCGCUAAUACAACGCGGUGGUGGUUGCAACUUUGCUGAUAAAAUACAGAAUGCAAUUCAAGCGGGUUUCUCGGGUGCUAUAAUUUACGACAAUAAUAAUGGCACCAAUUCGGAUAUCAAUUCACCUAAUUCUAAAGUUAAUAUUCUUGCUUACUAUGUUGAUAACUUGACGGGAACGGAGUUAUUGAGCGAUUUGAAUAACACAACUGCAGUAACUGUAGUGUCCGUACAAAUGGGACUAAAUAAUUCAUUCUCAACCCCAUCAACGGCUCAGAAGGACCACGUGUCAGUUUUAUUUUUCGUGCUGUUUUUGUUUGCUAUUGUAGCGAUGUACUUGUGUUUCCGCUUGCGAAGGAAUGGAGAGCGUCGUAGGAACCCUCACGGAGUAAUACCACUCCCGUUGGUCCAAAUCUUGUCUAAUCCUAAUAAUAUAAAUAGGCUUGACGCAGAUACUUUAGCCAAAAUGAAGACGUGUCCGUUUAACGAAAAAUCAUUGGCCGAUGAGUCCUUGCAGCAAUAUCAAACGUGCGCUAUUUGUAUCGAAGACUUUGACGAGAAAGACAUGAUACGAGAAUUGCCUUGUGGCCAUAUAUAUCAUGUUCAGUGCAUUGAUCCAUGGCUAUUACAGACAUCAACCGUCUGUCCAACAUGCAAGCACGAUUGUUCGGAGAGUACCGCAGAACCUGCUACCAUUUCAGUUAAUGAUUGUUUGACAUCUGAUCAAAACUCGAUAGUUACCAACACACAAAAUGAUGAUCCAAUAAAUGAUAGUAAUGCGACCGCAUCUAAUCUUGCUUCAUUAACUCCACCACCGGCAGCACACGUGAGAUCAAGUAGCAGUAUUAACAACGAUGAAAGACCAACUUCUUCCCGGACUAGCGAGAGUGGAAGUAAUAACAGCUACACACUUCCCCGAAGAAAUCAUAGAAUAAAGGAUGUCACCACAUUCUGGCGAUUAUGA
Paraglomus brasilianum is the source of this 1221-nucleotide messenger RNA. NCBI's taxonomy places the organism in Eukaryota, Fungi, Glomeromycota, Glomeromycetes, Paraglomerales, Paraglomeraceae. The record is from the annotation of a GenBank genome assembly.